This is a messenger RNA of Phyllostomus discolor (pale spear-nosed bat), 4303 nucleotides long. RefSeq names its product Rho guanine nucleotide exchange factor 37 (gene ARHGEF37). NCBI's taxonomy places the organism in Eukaryota, Metazoa, Chordata, Mammalia, Chiroptera, Phyllostomidae. Gene Ontology annotation, cellular component: cytoplasm. The record is from RefSeq and is a predicted model, not a curated record. Gene Ontology annotation, molecular function: guanyl-nucleotide exchange factor activity; protein binding.
UGGGAUGUGUCUGCCUUCCCCAGAACCUGCCGACAUGGCCGAUCGUGGGGCUGAUGAGCCAUCCUCCAGGACAGGGAGUCCAGAUGGGGAAAGUCGAGUCUCUGAGGACAGAUGGUCGCUCCAUCAGAGGCUGGCCAUCAGGGAGCUCAUUGACACAGAGGCCUCGUACGUGCACAUGCUCCAGCUCUGCGCCUCGGACAUCAGGAGCGGCCUGCAUCAGCUGCCGCAGGGAGAUCUGGAUGUCCUGUUCUCAAACACCGAUGAUAUCAUCAAGGUGAACAGCAGAUUGCUUCAGGACCUGCAGGAGACAGACUCCAGGGAAGAGGAACAAGUGCAGCUAAUUGGUAACUUAUUCCUGGAAUUCCAAGAGGAGUUGGAGCAAGUCUUAUAAGAUCUACUGUGCCAGCUACGACAAGGCCUGCUGCUGGUGGAGUCGUACCGGGCGAGGCCAGAGCUGCAGCAGAGAUCCGGGGGCAUUAUUGAGGCUGUGUGACCCCAAGCUGGACCCUCAGGCCUCAGUUUCCUACUGGUCAUCCCUCUGCAGAGGAUUACCAAGUACCCGCUGCUGCUGCAGAAAUUCUGGAAGAACACACUCCCCCGAUGCCAGUGCCUACCUGUUCUCCAGAGGCGGACCUCCGCCCUCCAGGACGUGAACAUCAACAUCAAUGAGUACAAGAGGCGCAAGGAAUUGGCUUCCAAGUAACAAGUGGAGCAGCUCACCCUCCGGGAGCGGCUGGCCCGCAUCAACGCACACACCCUGUCCAAGAAGACCACACGGCUAAGCCAGCUGCUGAAGCAGGAGGCAGGGCUCGUGCCCAGGACGGAAGACAAGGAAUUUGAUGACUUAGAAGAGAGGUUCCACUUGGUGUCACUGUGUGUGACUGAGCUGAAGAACAACGUGGCUACUUACCUGGACAAUCUGGAGGCUUUCCUGCGCUUCCGGCCGCAGGAAUACGACCUGGACAUUCCCGAGGGGCCUGCGGGGCAGUACUGCAGCCUGGCCAGAGACCUGCAGCUCCGGGCCUUCCCCGAGUUUAAGCAGCGGCUGGAAGGCCUGGUGUGGCAGCCACUAUGCAGCCUGGCCAAAGCCCUGGCUGGCUCUCGGAACCUGAUCAAGAAGCGUCUGGACAAACUACUGGACUUUGAGCGGCUGGAAGAGAAGCUGCUGGAGGCAGGCAGCGUGACCUCCGAGGAGGAGGAGGCCCGGCAUACGUACCAGGCACUCAACUCCCUGCUGGUAGCUGAGCUCCCACAGUUUAACAAGCUGGCGGAGCAGUGGCUGGGCCAGAUUCUUCGCACAUUCGUGGCUCUGCAGAGGGUUGCAAAGCAAGUGUUGCAGAGGGCAGAGAGCAGCUUGGCUCAGCUGCCUCACCACCAGCUCUCCGAGCCAGCCUUCAGGAAGCUGGUGGAGGACGUUCUCGGCCAGACCAGUCACCAGCUUCGCUCCUUUCAAGAGAACUUCGAGAAAGUGCUGCCGCCUCUCGCUAUACAACCACUCCUUCCAGGUGCUGAACGCCAGGUGCAGGCUCUCCUGAGCAAGUAUGGCCCAGGAAAGCUGUACCAGGUGACAGGCAACACCAGCGGGGCUAGGACGCUGGACCUGACGUUGCAGCGGGGCCAAAUCGUGGCCCUCCUUCAAAACAAGGACACCAAAGGCAACAGCAGCCGCUGGCUGGUGGAUACUGGGGGACAGCGAGGGUACGUGCCUGCUGGGAAACUGGAACUGUACCACGUCAUCCCCAGUGAGGAGAAGCUCAGGGAGCAGGCACAGCCUCGCGAGGACUUCCGACAUCUAACACCAGAGCCCACCCCAGCCCCGGUCCCCUCUGUCCCAACCAGAACUCAGGUGAUCGCCGUGUACCCCUUUGUGGCCAGAAGCAGCCAUGAAGUGAGUCUGCAGGCAGGCCAGCCCGUGACUGUCCUGGAGGCCCAGGACAAGGAGGGGAACCCGGAAUGGAGCCUCGUGGAGGCAGAUGGACAGCAGGGAUACGUGCCUUCCAGCUUCCUGGCCGGGGCCCUGAGCCCCGCACCUUGGGGCUGGAACCUGCCCUCCUAGGUUCAAGGGAGGUGGAGGAUCAGAGGCUGGGAGCCCAGGACAGAGAGGCAGAGGGAAGCAGUGUGUGGGCAGGGGGAGAGUCAGGCCACGGUGGGGCAGGGCGAAGGGCUCUCAGCAGGCAGCGGAAGAGGUGGGUGUGCCUUGCAGAAUGCUUGUGUGGGUGGGCUCAAAAGGCUCCAACCUGCACGGCCCAUGGUGUCUUCACAAAGGGGUGCUUCUAAGCUGGAGUCACAGCCCCCUGACUGGCAGAUCAAAUCGUUCUGGAUUUGCUGGAGCUCACAGCCAGGCCUACCUGUGCCCCCAUCUGGGCCUGCCCACAGAGAAGGUCACCGGAUGUUACCUGUGUGCUCUGUGGGUACAGGGAGGGGUGCUGGAGAAGCCUGGACCUGCCUGGCCUGACAGUGGACUUCCUACAUGUGGUGUCAGGAGGCACCGUAGCCAGCCAGUCAUCCUUCAGUUCUCUGUGCUGGGCGCUGAGCUAUGCUGGGCAGUGAACCCCUGAGAACCCAUUCUAGUCGGGGAGCGGAGCUUGUCAGGACAGGGGAGAGGUUCCCAGGAAACUUGCCUGGGCCUGGGAGUGGGCCAAACCACAGUUCUGGAAUGUGUGUAGGUAAAUGCAACCUAUUCCGGGGAAUAGGAGAGUUUGAGGGUGUGUUAGGUGGGGGUGUGAGGCUGUUGCCAGGUGGCUGUACACUGUUGCUGUGUUCUCUGAGCCAGGGGCUGGAGGGCCAUGCAAAUCAGAAAGGACAUUGUGAAGCAGGUGAGCACAGGCCUGGUGGGGGGGAGCUUAGGUAAGGGCUUGGCUUCCUGUUUCCAGAAGAAGGGGAUCCAGGGGAACCCCAGAUGGUCUCAGGAGGCCACCGAGGGCCUGGGGGCAACAGUGGCUAUGGUGUCAGUUGUCUGUGGGUCCUGAGACACAGGACACAGCCUCCUUCUUCCCAUCCCACCAGACCUGACUCACAGGGCCGUGGCACGAAUGACAUGAGGCUAAGGAGGUGGAAGCUCCUGGCGAAGUGUGAGGUGUAUAUAAACGCACACUGGCCUUGGCAGUGGGCUGUGCUGGAAGCUCACUCAGGCUGGCCCCAGCAUCAGCGUUCACACUGCCCCUUCCCGUGCCCGUGGCCGAUGUCGUUCGUCAGCAUGGCGUCCUUUCCCGUCGCCCUAGGAUCUACUGCAGGCUCCUUCUCAAUGCUGCUCUCUAGGUAGCCAAACCCUUGACCCUGUCAUCCUCUCUAGAACCUGGAAAUGGAACCCCCCCAUAAAAUACUGACCCACGGGGGCAAUUUUGGGUGCAGCCACUGUCGAAUCAUCUCUAGGAUGUUGUUUUGGGCUCAGAUAAUUACAAGACUCACAGGAGAACGAAGAGACCCAGCAUGAUCUUUAAUACAAAUGACAACACUUGGGGCCGACCCAGGUUAGAAUGUGUGUACGAACAGGUGUCAGUUGAGACUAAGCUCUGCGUUAUCGUACCUGUAGUGCCUAUAGUUGUCAGCUCUGGCUUUUAGGGGGCUCUUAAGAAUGUACACACACAUCUGUGUCAGACGGUGCGUAACUCACCUCCUCAGGGCUUGUGAAAGCAUGGAGGUUGCAUAGUGCCAAGGAAACUCAACUCCACAAGCCCUUUCCCAGCCCCAAAUUCACUUUACAAGAUGCUCUUGACUCAUGUUCCUUUCUCUUUCCUUCUCAGAUUGCUGAUACAAAUAGGAAGCAUAGGAGAGCAGAUAAUAAAAUAAGAAACCCACAUGUGGUUCCACAAUACGGACUGAGAGCCUGCUGGGCGCUAGAACCCCGGCUCAGGGUUUCUCAGGGUGCCUGCUCACUGCAGUCACGGGGGCAGCUUUCAGGUAUGGCUGCCACCAGGACCCCACUGGAGAUGCUGAUGUAAUUGGUCCGGGGAGUGGCCGGGGCCUCCGGAACUCAGAAAGUGCUCCACAUGCUCAGCGUGUGGCCAGGGCUGGGGACCUCUGCCCUAGACACACAGCGGUGGACCAGAGGCCUAGGGUCGGAAAUGGGCGCCAGCUGUGAGCUACAACGCUCCCCCUGAGCUUUGCACUAGCUCGGAUGUUUCGAACAGGCGGCUUCAGAGGUGGUCUGAAGCAGGACAACCUGUUCAGGACAGUCUGGUCAGGUCCCAGAAUGUAUAUUUAUUAAGUGCCAUUAAAAGGGACCUGAACAAAACUGGAUGUUCUUGCAGGCACAAGGGAGGAAACUGAAAUACACUCGGAACCAAAUUGGUCUCGUGAAGGG